CGCCUCCUGGCAUUAUCCAGUAACACGUCUCAACGUUGUAUAUUAAAUAUUCGUAUUCGUUAUAUACUAUUGAGGUGAAUAUAUAAAAACACUAUUCAGUCGUCACUCGUUCUUGUACCUCAUAAGACGUUUAAUUAUAAAUAAAAUUACAAUGCGAGCUCUCGUUGCUGUACUGGCAAUUGCCGCAAUUGCCACCGUGUCUGCUGAAGUUUUCUUCGAAGAAAGAUUUUCUGAUGAUUCAUGGGAAAAGAACUGGGUAUACUCAGAGCAUCCUGGCAAGGAGUUUGGAAAGUUCAAACGAACUGCCGGAAAAUUCUACCACGAGGAAUUAAAGGAUACAGGUAUCCAGACAUCUGAAGAUGCCAGAUUCUAUGCACUCAGUAGAAAAUUCAAGCCUUUCACGAAUAAAGACAAGCCAUUGGUUGUCCAAUUCACCGUCAAGCAUGAACAGAACAUUGACUGCGGUGGUGGUUACGUAAAAGUAUUUGACUGUUCAUUGGACCAAAAGGACAUGCACGGUGAAACUCCGUACCUUCUUAUGUUCGGACCUGACAUUUGUGGACCUGGUACCAAGAAAGUUCAUGUUAUCUUCAACUACAAAGGCAAGAAUCUGUUGAUCAAGAAGGACAUUCGUUGCAAGGAUGACGUAUACACUCACUUGUACACUUUGGUUGUGAAACCAGACAACACCUACGAGGUUCUGAUCGACAAUGAGAAAGUUGAGUCUGGAGAACUUGAAGCCGAUUGGGACUUUUUGCCACCAAAGAAAAUAAAGGACCCAUCAGAAAGCAAACCCGAAGACUGGGACGACCGCGCAACCAUUCCCGACCCAGAAGACAGCAAACCCGAAGACUGGGACAAGCCAGAGACUAUUCCUGACCCAGAGGCCACUAAACCAGAAGAUUGGGACGAUGAAAUGGAUGGAGAAUGGGAACCACCAAUGAUUGAUAACCCAGACUUCAAAGGUGAAUGGAAACCAAAACAAAUCGACAACCCAGCCUACAAAGGACCAUGGAUCCAUCCUGAAAUUGACAACCCAGAGUACGUCAAGGACGAUGAACUCUACAAACGCGAUGAAGUCUGCGCUAUUGGUUUCGAUCUCUGGCAAGUCAAGUCCGGAACUAUCUUCGACAAUGUACUUAUUACUGAUGACCCGGAGGCUGCCAGCAAAUUUGCUGAAGAUGUUUGGAAACCCAACUUCGAGGGUGAAAAGAAAAUGAAGGAGGCUCAAGAUGAGGCUGAGAGAAAAUCAAUGGAGGCUGAAAAACCCGAGGCUCCAGAAGAAGAUGAUGAUGAGGAUGAUGAUGACGCGGAAGAAGAAGACAACACCGUACCAGAAGUUGAGGAGCACGACGAAUUGUAAAUAAAAAAAAUGUCACGCGUGGCAUGAGAAGCAGACUGUAUUCCAGGAGCUGUUGGGCAAGAAAAAGACACACCAGCAGAUUACAACAUUACACAAUUAAUUGAAAAAAUUCAAACAAUAAAAAACUAAUUAAUAAAUAAAUAUUUUCUCCUCCGAUUUUCUUCAGUAUAGUCUUCGCUUAACCGUAAAGUUGCCAAUAAAAUUUAAAGAAAAAUAAAAAAAUUAAUAUAUAAAUUGAGAAUCAAUGCCAAGAAAAUAUUUUAUAUUGACGUGCAAUGAAGAAUCUCGGAGGAUAAGAGUAAAAGUGAGAUAAGAGUGAAAAAUAAAACCUAGUCAGCGUAUUAUCUUGCUCUGAAUAAAUUUUAAGUGGUACUUUAGUUCCGUGUAAUCGUGUCGGUUUUUAUAAUUUUGAUUCCUUAAUUAUUUUUAAAAAUCAAGCCGUUACUUAAUCUAUCGCGGCAUUUUAAAACAAAAUCGAAUUUUUUUUGGUGUCCUUCCCACCUGCCACAGCUCCAAAAGACUAUAAUUUGUUCCGUUUUUGUUUUUCAAGUGUUUUUAUAUUAAAAAGAUAAAUAAUUUGAAAUAAUAAUUAAAUAAAAAAAAAUAUUAAUUAAUUUAAUAUCGCUAUAUAAAUAUAUUAUUAUAUAAAUAUUAUAUAUGUAAGUAUGUAGGUCGUCAUUCUCCGUACAAUUUAUUAUUUACGAUCCGCUAAUUAAAUCCUUUUAUAAUUCUGGAAGAGUGAUUGAAAAAGUGUAAAUGAAAAAAUGUGAUUAAUGAUUGAUUGAAUGAUUAUUGAUUUAUAUAAUUAAUAAUUUUUAUCGAACGCGGUGUAAACACCAACAAAUUAUGACACUCAAUAAUCAUCAUUUAAGUAAUAAAUAAACUUUUCUAGAUAACCAGUUA
Molecule: messenger RNA, 2266 nt
Organism: Microplitis demolitor
Lineage: Eukaryota; Metazoa; Arthropoda; Insecta; Hymenoptera; Braconidae
Gene: Calr
Product: calreticulin
Exons: 7
Coding region: 152-1363 (403 amino acids)
Biological process (GO): protein folding
Cellular component (GO): endoplasmic reticulum membrane; endoplasmic reticulum
Molecular function (GO): calcium ion binding
Source: RefSeq, a predicted model, not a curated record